AUGGCAACUAGUGAUGAUUAUGAAUACAUGAACGAAAGCUCAAUUCAUGAAGACUUGCUCUGUCCUAUAUGUACUGAUCCACUUGAAGAUCCUCUCUGUGCCAAUCAGUGUGGACAUACAUUUUGUCGAAAAUGUAUUACAGAUACUUUUCGUGAUAUGUCCAGAUGUCCAACAUGCCGUCAUGAUUUGAAACUUGAAGAUUUUCAUCCUGUCACCAUACGUCCUUUUCUUAAUCAACUUAAUCAAUUACUUGUUAAAUGCAAAUGGUGUUCACAAAUUAAUAUUCAACGUGGUAAUUUCAAAGAUCAUAUGAUAAAUUGUGAGGAAAGAAGGGUAUCAUGUCCAGCAGCCCAUCUUAAAUGUGAUUGGAAGGGACAACAUGAUAAAAUGCACGAUCAUGUUAGUAAAUGUCCAUUAAUAAAAGUUCAACCGAUCAUAGAUGAACUCAAUGCAUCAGUCAAACAACAAUCGGAACAAAUACAUUUUCUCUAUACAAUACUCGAAAAAACAUCGAAAAGUCAUAGCCAAGCAUGUCAAGAGCGCUAUAAAGCACGUGGAGUAGCACGGUGUGAUAUGUGUGGAAAAUCAUUUACAUUUAAUGAGCACAUACGUCGACUACAUUAUUGUCCUAAUACAGACUUUUGUUCUGAUUGUGUGAAAAAAUAUUUUCCGUAA
This is a messenger RNA of Rotaria sordida, 675 nucleotides long. The record is from the annotation of a GenBank genome assembly. NCBI's taxonomy places the organism in Eukaryota, Metazoa, Rotifera, Eurotatoria, Philodinida, Philodinidae.